UCCUCCUCCUCCUCCUCCUUCCCCUGGCUUGUCUAGCUCUCGCUCUGUGACAGAACUACGGGGGAUUAUUACCUUUAUAUUGCUCAACGGACAGACAGAGCUGAGGAAAGCGGUGAGUAAGCAUCCUAUGCGAUUGGUGGUCGGGUUUGGUACCGGGCCAUGGUUUGGAGAUCUGCAGUUGUCCCGGAGAUGUAGCUGUUCGUUUUGAAAGCUCUUUUAGUCUGCCUUGUCGCUGUCGAUCAGGUUAUGCUUACGCUCCAUGUUCAGAGCUUCACAGGUGCGAGAUACAAAGUGCGUCUUCAAACUCACGCCUAUGCCAUUCCUGACCGCUCUUUCCACCGCUGUGCGUCUGAUAACUAACGCCAUUCCACUUGCUAGCAGCUCAUCUCAGGAUGGAGUUUGUCCCCGCACCAGCCGUACACCGCGUCCUCUGCGCCGACUGCGGUACUCCCAUCGUCCCCAACUCCGCAAAUCUCUGCGUCGCAUGCCUGCGCAACAGCGUCGAUAUCACAGAGGGGAUCCCGAAGCAAGCCUCCGUCUCAUUCUGCCGUAACUGUGAUCGCUUCCUCUCCCCUCCCUCUGCCUGGACGAUCGCUCGACCCGAGUCGCAAGAGCUACUCGCAAUCUGUCUCCGCAAACUGAAAGGCCUGAACAAGGUCCGAUUGACCGACGCUCACUUCAUCUGGACAGAGCCGCACAGCAAGCGGUUGCGCGUCUCGCUUACGAUCCAAAAGGAGGUCCUCACUGCGACGAUCCUCGAGCAGGUCUUCGAAAUCGAGUACCUGGUACAGCACGGUCAGUGCCCCGACUGCACAAAGCUAGCUGCCAAAAACACAUGGAAGGCUCUCGUCCAAGUUCGUCAGAAGGUUCCGCAUAAGCGGACGUUCCUCUUCCUCGAGCAGCUCAUUCUCAAGCACGGCGCUCAAAAAGACACGAUAUCCGUGAAGGAAGUCCGAGACGGGCUCGACUUCUUCUACUCGUCGCGGAGUCAUGCCAUCAAGAUGGUCGAUUUCCUGUCAGGCGUUGUCCCUAUACGCAGCAAGGCGAGCGAGCAGCUGCUCAGCUCGGACACGCACACCAACACCGCGAACUUCAAGUACACCUACUCCGUCGAGAUCGUCCCAGUGUGCAAGGACGACCUCGUCGCCCUCCCCUCAAAGCUCGCUCGCUCACUUUCAAACAUCUCGCCCCUCGCACUCUGCUCCCGCGUUGGAAACUCGCUGCAUCUUCUCGACCCCGCGACCCUCCAGUCCGUUGAGCUCUCCGUAGCAUCGUACUGGCGCAUGCCAUUCGACUCUCUGGCAGGCGUGUCCGACCUUGUCGAGUUCACCGUCCUCGACGUCGAGCCCUCCGGCCAGACCCGAGGCAAGUGGGUGCUCGCCGACGCGCAAGUCGCGCUCAGCGGCGCCUUCACCUCGGGCAAGGGCGGCGACGACGACCUGAUGGACGGCGGCGCGUCCUCGCAGAUCCUGCACACGCGCACGCACCUCGGCGGGAUCCUCCAGCCCGGCGAUGCCGCGCUCGGCUACUUCCUCACCCACGCGAACUUCAACUCGGACGACUUCGCCGCGCUGCCCGCCCACCGCGUCCCCGACGUCGUGCUCGUCAAGAAGGCGUACCCGAACCGGCGCAAGAAGAACAAGCCGAGGAACUGGAAGCUCCGGAGUAUCGCGAUGGAGGCGGGCGAGGAGGGCGAGACGGGCGCGGGCCGCGGCGUCGUGGGCCGCAUGGGCGGGCGCGACCAGAAGAAGGUCGAGCAGGACUACGAGCUCUUCUUGCGCGACCUCGAGGAGGACGAGGAGAUGCGGGGCGCGGUGAACCUGUAUCAGGCGAAGGACGUCAAGCCAGGUGCGGGCUCGGGCUUGGCGGGCGGAAAGACGAGGAGGAAGGGGCAGGGUCAGUCUGCGAUGGAUGUGGACGAGGGCGCACAGGACGAGACGGCGAGUAUUGCGCCGACGGAGGGCGACGAGGACGAGCCGGACUUCCCUGAAGUCAAGCUGGACGAGCUGCUGGAAGACUUCGACGAGAUGACGCUGGAGGAACACGAUGCAUGAUGAUAUUCAUCUGUUGUGUUCACUGGCUCUACACUGGUUAUAGACGGGCUAUGUAUGCGUGAAGUUGUACGCUAGACACAGGAAGUCAAUGCCGAAACUGUUGUAUUGUGUCCGACACUGAAUUGUCAGUCCACAGUAAUAUUUGAUCCUCGGAUCUGCACGAUGUCUCCAGUUCGUCUCCUCUAGCGCUGCCUGUGCCCCGUUACGCAUCAAUGCGGCGGCCGGAUCCUAGGGAGGAGAGGGGGAGAGGACAUGCGAAUGGGAGCCAUCCGAGUGCGGAUGGAUUUGAGUUCGGGCGACUCUUGCUGGUCAAGCUUCACGAUCGAAUGUUUCAUCACCUGCGUGCAGAUGCUAUAACGAUAACCUCGAGUAGAUACAGCACGCAUGUACACUACUGCACAUUGGCAAACGAACGUCAAGGAAAC
This is a messenger RNA of Fomitopsis serialis, 2479 nucleotides long. Its product is annotated as NMD3 family-domain-containing protein. The coding region runs from base 393 to 2054 and encodes 553 amino acids. Gene Ontology annotation, molecular function: ribosomal large subunit binding. Gene Ontology annotation, cellular component: cytoplasm; nucleus. Lineage: Eukaryota; Fungi; Basidiomycota; Agaricomycetes; Polyporales; Fomitopsidaceae. The transcript has a single exon. Gene Ontology annotation, biological process: ribosomal large subunit export from nucleus. The record is from RefSeq and is a predicted model, not a curated record.